AUGUUUGCCAUUUCAAUCGGCAAUUCCACGCGAGAGAGGGGGCAUGCGAGAACUAAUUCGACUCGACGCUACAGACUCACACAAGCCGAGACACGCGAGCUGGAGCAGCGCAUGGCGAAGCGCCAGGUCAAAGAAUUCCUCAACCUCUUCAGCAACCUCGUUGAUCAUUGCUUCAUGUCAUGCGUCGACGACUUCACCUCCAAGUCCCUCUCGAACCGCGAGUCAGGUUGCGUCACGCGCUGCGUCCAGAAACACAUGGCGCUCACGCAGCGCCUGAGCGAACGCUUUCAAGAGCACAAUGCCGCCAUGGCUCAGCAGCAGCAAUUCCGGUAA
Messenger RNA from Xylaria bambusicola, 333 nucleotides. Its product is annotated as Tim10/DDP family zinc finger-domain-containing protein. The record is from RefSeq and is a predicted model, not a curated record. The coding region runs from base 1 to 333 and encodes 110 amino acids. The transcript has 2 exons. Lineage: Eukaryota; Fungi; Ascomycota; Sordariomycetes; Xylariales; Xylariaceae.